Molecule: messenger RNA, 1659 nt
Organism: Necator americanus (New World hookworm)
Lineage: Eukaryota; Metazoa; Nematoda; Chromadorea; Rhabditida; Ancylostomatidae
Exons: 8
Coding region: 1-1659 (552 amino acids)
Source: RefSeq, a predicted model, not a curated record
AUGGACUACAGAAGAGACGGAGGAAGACAAAGGUGGCUGCUUCCUGUUAAGGAAGAUUCACGUUAUAGAAAGAGAACCUUUUUUCGGAGGACUGGAAAAAUUACGAAAUAUCAACUGUCCCUUACUAAUAAGGACACCCUCAUUAUUUACAAAACUUCAGAAAACGGGCUAAUUCUUUCACUAAACUCCGUAAGAAAGACUAGUGUGACUACGCAGACCGUUACUAUGAAUACUGGAAGAGUUUUGCUUGUCUGCCGCUACAGAAUUGUAUUUGACUUCGGAACUCUCAAUAUCUUCCUUAUCAAUGAUGCUAUUCACAGAUGGAGAGUUGCUCUUGACGAAGUUAUCGACAAAUAUUCUCGUCUUUACUACGAGCUUCCUGAAGAAUCCAAUACUGUCUCUGAAAAGCAAGGUUGUCUGUCGCCAAGGUGCCAGGAAACUCAAAAGAGCACCCCAUGCAAUGAUUCGGUUGUGUGCACAGGAACGCCCUCUAAGCUAACGCUUGAAACGGAGCCAAGUCGCAGAUCUUCAGUAGGUUCUCCUUAUAUCUCAAGUUCCAGCAAAGAUGUGUCUGCGAGAGAACCCCUGCAGUCAGUUCGUCGUGGAAAACGAAGUGUGGCCAGUCUUAGAGCUCGUAUUCAACGUAAGAUCUGCGCUACCUCAUCGCUCCGCCCGUUCAAAAGUAAGCAAAGCGUGGAGCCGUCAAAAGCCUGCCAGGUUUACGAGAGAGAGCUUCUUCAAAUGCCUCGGCUGGUGCCCCCAAUGAGGAAGCGCAGGAGCAAUGAUACUAUUGAACCACUCGUCGUUAUGUCAGAGACAUCUGCCACUUCUGUUCCUCCACUUCCUAGCAACCCACCUCCCAGUCUCUCAUGCACUAACCAGCAUAAUUCCUCCAAACAGGAAGAAGUCGAUGCCGCAUCUCCACCAAAGAAUGUGUCUUUCAAAACGGCAUUGACAAGCUCUUCCUAUCAGAAACCUAACAACUCUGAUGUUAUGCUGUCGCUGUGCACUACACCAUCCGCUUCUUCAGAGUACCCAGAGGAUGCCAACACUGCCAUUUCGGAGAAAUCUGCGAUUUCUAAAAAGAGCGUCAAAGUGAACCAGGCACCUGCUUCGGCGAACGUACUGACCCAUUUAAUUGGAGACAACCCUGAUGACUCUGAAAUUGUUCAAGAUUCUGGUAUUGAGAAUCAGAUCACCCCAAUGAAGCCAAUGAGAUAUUUCACAAGAACCUCGGCGGUUUUGGAAACAGGAGAUUCGCGCCUUAGCAGCAGUAAGACGGACCCGCCUACAAAAAUUCUUGUCACUAGUGCUGUCGCUGAGGAAACUCCCGAUGCUCCUGCAAAACCCUUGCGACCCCUCAUCGUGCCAUUCACAAUUAAAAAACCUCAUCUUCUAGCUAGACCCAACAUCUUCGCAACUCCUAUCCGUCCACCUCGUGGUCGUGAAGCCGUCCACUUUUCCAUUUCUCCUUAUCAGUCCGGAGAUGAAGACAACUCACCGAAUGAGUCUAGAAGUCACGAAAAAACUUCGCUACCGAACACGGCCGAAGAUGUGCUGUUGGAUGCUGUAAACCAAGCCGAACAUCCAGAAAACACCGAAUCAAUUCCUUCCGGAGAAAGUGAAAAUGAAGACUGGCAAAAUUCUCAAAUGGCAUAA